GAGCAAUUGAAAAUUAGUUGAGUUUUAUUAGGCGCGUGAUGAUGACAUGUCGGUUGUUGUGGCUGUGCCUUGUGGUGGCAAUAGUUUCAGCUAUGGCCAAGCCAUCGGAUGGGGAUGAUCCCUUUGCCGACGACUUGACAUCGGAUUACGCGAAGAAAAUCAUCGUGCAAGCGAAAGUGGCCGAAAUUAAGACCAUGAUGAAACCGGAGGUAUCGCCGUGCGACGACUUCUACACCCAUGCCUGUGGAAACUGGCAUCGCCACAAUCCCGCCCAGCUUUUCGGCAACCUCAUGACCGACAACUUGCAGUUAUUAUCCAAGGGAUUCGAUCGACGUCUCCAGCGGCUGCUGCGUUCCGAUGAUCUGCAAGCCGAGCUGGAAAAGAAGAUGCAGCGUUUCUACAUGUCCUGCAACCUGGUUCACCGCGAUGAUGUCCACUACAAGCUGGCCCUGGAGAACGUCAUCGGGGAGUACGGAGUACUCCCGGCCUUGGUUGGGCCCCAGUGGAACUCCUCCGACUUCAGUUGGUGGCGAUUGGUGGCCCAGAUACAGCAGAAGUACGGAAAACAGAUCAUCCUAGGCCUGGAGAUCAUGCACGAUAUCCGGAACACAUCGGUGAACCGCGUCUACAUAAGUCAGCCAGAUUUUAAAACGCCUAACACACACCUUACAAAUCUUUUGGAGGAAGUGCGCAUAUCCAUGGAUCUGCAGCAAUACUUCGGGCUGAGUCCCAGCGUUGCAAAACACACAGCUGAGCAGAUCCAUGAGUUGGAGACAACUUUCUCGACCGGCGGCUCGGGUGCAGCGACUCUGCAGGAGUCACUCUCUCUCUAUACAGUGGCCGAUCUUCAAGAGAAGUACAGCGACCAUCUGAACUUCACCGAAUUCCUGGCUCUGAUCCUUGGUGAGGAAAACAUUCCCGAGUCGUUGUACAUCUAUGACGAGGAGUAUCUCGAUAAUGCACUUCUGGUCAUGCGAAGCACACCGCUGGCCACACAGGCUAACUAUGUUAUGUGGAAGCUGCUCGAGGACUUUCUGGUGGACGCCAAACCCAACGACAUGGUUAAGUGGUGCACUGAAUCGACCAAGAAGUACUUCGGAAAGCUCGCCGAGCACGCAGUGUACAAGCGUUACCGCAGCCAGGAUGUGGAAUCGGAAGUUCACAAGAUUUGGAAUCAGAUCAAAGGCAUCUUCAGGCAGCGGCUGUUGGGCGACAAGCUUGACUGGAUAUCCAAUGCCACCAGGACACUGGCCAUUGGUAAGCUGGAACGUAUGCAGAUGAACAUCAACUCUCAAGACGAUGAGGACUUCGAGAAUCUGUAUGGAGAGGUGUCCAUCGAUCGCCUCAAUUACGUUCCGAAUGUCCAGCAGCUGCUCAUUGCCAAGGGCAAAAAUACUGUGGCGAGAAUUAAUCAGCCGGCAAACUCCGUAGAUGCCACAGAUCUGCUAGGAUUUACUCCCGCCUACAACAUUCAGGAGAACAACAUCUCGAUCCCGGUGGCCCUGCUGCAGCCACGAUAUUUCUGGGGUGACCAGUAUCCGGAGGCGUUGAAGUACUCCACUCUGGGCUACCUUCUCGCCCACGAGAUGCUACAUGGCUUCGACGAUGACGGACGGCAGUACGAUGCUUCUGGCAACCUGGCACCUUGGUGGGACUCGAAAUCGCGUUACGAGUUCGAGGAACGCCGCAAGUGCUUUCAGGCUCAGUAUCACCAGUACAAGUACGGCGGAUCGAAGCUGCCGGAGAGGAAGGAUCAGUCGGAGAACAUAGCGGACAGUGGUGGCCUUAAGUUGGCCUACGCCGCCUACGAGCAGUGGCUGGGUCAGCAAUCCGAGGAGGUGCUUCAGCGGGAAACCAUGGACGGUCUGCCCUUCAACAGUCGCCAGCUUUUCUUCCUGGGAUAUGCCCAAUUGAUGUGCGACGACGUCCAGUUCCUCUUCCAGCCCUGGGUGACUCGUUCGGAUAAUCAUGCACCCAGUAAAUACCGCGUGAUCGGACCGCUGUCCAAUUUCCAGGAGUUCCCCUGGGUCUUCAACUGUUCUCAAUCGGCGCCCAUGGAUCCAGAGUACAAGUGCGCCAUCUACUGAUAAAGCCCUCUAUAAUUCAUUCAUUUUUUAUUUAACUGAGCUCAAAUUCCUAUUACUUGCGGAAUAAAAAAUAAACAAACAAA
Molecule: messenger RNA, 2170 nt
Organism: Drosophila yakuba
Lineage: Eukaryota; Metazoa; Arthropoda; Insecta; Diptera; Drosophilidae
Product: neprilysin-1
Exons: 1
Coding region: 39-2087 (682 amino acids)
Biological process (GO): protein processing
Cellular component (GO): plasma membrane
Molecular function (GO): metalloendopeptidase activity
Source: RefSeq, a predicted model, not a curated record